AAAAUUAAUACAAGUGAAUGGAGUUAAACGGAUACAAACUCAAAUUUCGUGACAUUUCUUGGAUUUUGGAAAGUAGAAUGAUAUAUUUUGAUAAAAUAGCAAAAAAAUAACAUAUAUUUCAGUUUUUGUACAGAAUUUACAGGUUUUAGUUAGUAAAGGCGCUAACAUUACUGCUUUUGUAUGAUGAUGUGGGUGAGCUGAUGCUGGAGUUACAGCUAGAGCAUGUUUAAAACGUUUAAAAGCUUUAAAAAUGUAUGCCCGCAAUACUAAAACAUCUGAUAUGGUUUUGUGUUGAGAAAAUUAGAAGAUAUUAGAGGAGAAGAAAUUCUCAAGUGGGUAUUCUCCUCUCUAGAGAUUCUCUGCUUACAGUUCUUUGCUGCAUCACAUGACUACAGCUCCUCCUUUCAAGCUAAACGCGGGACGCGUUUCUGGACAGAAGCAAACUGAGGCUGUGGUAAUAGUACGCAGGGUAAAAUGACAUUAAUUCAAAGAGAAAUUCUUGGAUUAUUAAGAGGCAGGGAUAAUCUUCGAAACAGAUGUAAGAUUGUGCGAUGGAUGCAGAAAAAAAUAAUUCUGCCCAGAGCAAUGAAAUGCAACUCAUGCAAGAAAAAAAUGAAGUUACACAAACGGUUCCAAGGAGAUGGAUAUCAGUGGUGUUGCACAAGGAAUGCACAUCACCAUACAGACAUUACGGCUUCUGUCCGGAAGGGGUCUAUGUUUUUUCGCUCCCGUUUAUCUCUGCGACAACACUUAGAGUUCAUCUAUAGAUUUUCUCAGGGCCUGAGACAGAGACAGAUGGACCUUAUUGAGGAUGGGAUAGCUGGCAGUAGCAGAACUCUGACCAAAAUGACAUCAGCUUUGAGAAAAGUCUGCAUUUCAGCGAUGACAAAACUUCGACAGCGUGGAGGGAUGCGUGUUGGGGGCCCACACCACUUUGUGAUGAUAGAUGAGAGUAAAUUCUCACACAAAAGAAAGUACAAUCGUGGACGUGUAGGUUCUACCUGGCGACGGAGCAAAAAGUGGGUACUAGGAAUUCUUGAAGUGGGCGUUACCACCCGGAAGCCCAUACUGAAAAUCGUCUCCAAGAGGUCGAGUGCACAGAUGCUACCUGUUGUGAGACACUAUGUGAGAAGAGGCACCAGUAUCAUUACUGAUGAGUGGCGAGCGUACAGAGGUCUUUCAGAUCUUGGAUAUGACCACCAUACUGUUUGCCACAAGAGACAUUUUGUACAUCCACUCACUAGGGCUCACACCCAGCACCUGGAGAGGGCUUGGCAAAAAUUCAAGGUUGAUGUGUGGCGACACAGAGCAAACCGAAACACAAAACUCCUGAAACAGUACCUGAAGAUUAUAGAAUGGGAACACUGGCUCGCCAAGAAGCACAAAUGGGGUAUACUGGGAAGACUGCUCCAUGACAUUAGAAAAAUGUAUAAAAGCCAUUCUUAAUUAAAUAGUCCAGAGGAGCAUUCAGAAUAGUGGAUCUUAGCAUCUGCAGUCAUUAAAUGCAAAAAUACAUAAUCUGUAUUAAUAUGUUUUAAUAUUGGCACAUAGUUUGACAGUGUGUUCAAGGAUAUUUUUAAUAAUAGAGGCAAAUAUGUCCAGCUAAUUUCCAUCCAUGUAAUUUAAUAUUUUGGCCACGUUCGUUAUGGUUUUUGCAAUAUAAAAAUAGUACUGAAAUUCAGAUUUACACUUUUCUGACUCUAAAUCAAUUACUGAUAAAAACAGAAAAUGUAAAAUAUUAAUGGUUUUGGGUUAUAUGUUUGUAAACUCGCAUCUUUUUUGUAUACAUCCAUUAAGUAGAUUUGAUGUAAAAUGUAUGCAUUGUUAAUAAAUGCUACCCUGUUUAAAGUACAAACUAGUAAUUGUGUUUUUCUGUUUAGACAUUAAUCAUUAUCGUGCUGUAAGGAACAUUUAUGAAGCUUUAUAAUUUGUUAUAUACCUUUGGUAAUGUGGAAGAACUCAUCACUUUACUUAAAGUCUGUAAAAAGUGCUUAUGAAGCUUUAUAAUUUGUCAUAUGCCUUUGUUAAUGUGGAAUAACUCAUCACUUUACUUAAAGUCUGUAAAAAGUGCUUAUGAAGCUUUAUAAUUUGGCAUAUGCCUUUGUUAAUGUGGAAUAACUCAUCACUUUACUUAAAGUCUGUGAAAAGUGCUUAUAAGUGUUCAUUAGAUGUUAUGUGCAUUUACAGAACAAUUUUCUUUAUAGCAUAUAGCAGUUAGAGGGAAGGCAUCGCUGUGGAUCUUUAUAAAGCAUUAUGUGAAUUAACUCAACGUCUAUUAAGCUUUAUGAAACAGGUCUCAUUAAUAAUGCUAAGAACAGCAAAUACACAUAUAUUAUAAUGCAUUAUAACGCUUAGUGGUAUAAAGCUUUAUACUGUGGUGUUAUAACGUUUUAUGUUUGAGUUUAUAAACAUUUAUGUAUAGUUAGAAAGGCUUAUGUCAAGUGUUAUAGAGCAUUAUGAAUGGUUUAUAAAGUUUUAUGAAUGCAUUUAUAAUGCUUUAUAGAUACCUGAUUCAUAGAAAGU
This is a messenger RNA of Astyanax mexicanus (Mexican tetra), 2523 nucleotides long. RefSeq lists its product as uncharacterized. Bases 475 to 1446 code for a protein of 323 amino acids. The record is from RefSeq and is a predicted model, not a curated record. The transcript is spliced from 5 exons. Lineage: Eukaryota; Metazoa; Chordata; Actinopteri; Characiformes; Acestrorhamphidae.